AUGUCACUUUUCCCAACACAAUGGAUAGCCAAGUCCAUACCAUUUCUAGGGCAAGAAAAACCUUGUAUAUAUGGUUUUACUUACAAUUCAGAGUGCUACUACUAUGGACUCUAUUUAUGUAACUUUGAGAAUGUAUGGAAACAAGAGGUGGACAAACAAAAGUUGGUUCAUAUUGCCAAAACAAUUGGAAUUGAAGAUAUGUCUGAUGACGAUUUAGUGGAACUCAUCAAUGACAUUAGUCGUUAUAUCCCAGAGAAAAUGGUGUUUGAGCAGGAUGAUGUGAAUGUUAGGGCAAGAACAAUUGGCGAUAUAGAAUGGAGAUUCAAUCUCUCGAGACAAAACCAGGAGCAAACUAUAGAAUUUCUUUAUAAAUUAAACUAUCAGCAGUUUGAAAAUAUUUGUUUCAUGAAAUUCCAAGUUGACAGUCUAAAAGAAAUUAUUUCAGUAAAAGAUCAGUAUUCGAGAUUUUUAGCCACAAAUUUCAAGCAAAGUCAUGGCAUGGAUAUGAUAAACAACUACAAGAAAAAUAAUCAGUCUGAUAUUGAGUUUAUAGAAAGGUUUAGCCCGAAAAAAUGGGACAAGAAGGUGGUCAGCCAGUAUAGAAACCUACAAUCAAAGAACAACAGGUCUAGCAUCAAUGGAUUGAAAAUCUGUAUUGAAACAGCAAUUAAUACAAUCUCAAAAUUUGCCAGUUUGUUUUCUGAGAAUGAAGCAAAAGAAGAAGAACAAUCAAGUCCUGUGAAACUAGAUCCCGUGGAGGAUUCUCAAUUGGUGAAAGUCUCACCUUCACCCUCCCAGUCAGACGCACAGUCGACCCAGUCAGCCAAUUCAAAUUCAAUGGGAUCACCAAUCAAGCGACGGAUAUCUACCUAUGAGCUGCUUGUUCCGACUUCAAUGUCUCAGGCAUCACAAAGUAGCCAAGAUACUCAAUCGCCAAGAAAGAAACGUAAAAUAGGAUCUUUAUUUAAAAAAUGA
Molecule: messenger RNA, 975 nt
Organism: Candida albicans SC5314
Lineage: Eukaryota; Fungi; Ascomycota; Pichiomycetes; Serinales; Debaryomycetaceae
Exons: 1
Coding region: 1-975 (324 amino acids)
Biological process (GO): double-strand break repair
Cellular component (GO): nucleus
Source: RefSeq, a predicted model, not a curated record